Messenger RNA from Helianthus annuus (common sunflower), 1975 nucleotides. RefSeq names its product regulation of nuclear pre-mRNA domain-containing protein 1A. NCBI's taxonomy places the organism in Eukaryota, Viridiplantae, Streptophyta, Magnoliopsida, Asterales, Asteraceae. Gene Ontology annotation, cellular component: RNA polymerase II, holoenzyme. Gene Ontology annotation, biological process: mRNA 3'-end processing. The record is from RefSeq and is a predicted model, not a curated record. Gene Ontology annotation, molecular function: RNA polymerase II complex binding. Bases 383 to 1804 code for a protein of 473 amino acids. The transcript has 8 exons.
CCUAAAGUGGUGGAUGAGUUUAACUACACAUGUUUGUUCACAUCCGUCAUGAUAAAUUUUAUCGAAGACAAAAGCUCAUUAUUUUGAAUAAACCCUAACAACGUUGUGGAUGGUUUUCUCCCCCAAAUUCGUCGUCUGAUAACCCAAAAACUCGCCCCACGUUCUCAGUCGGUCACCUUAUUUUCUACCUGACCAAAAACAUCCUUCAAUUUCACUAAAAAAAACCGCCCCUUUUUCUUCAAAACCCUAAAAUCCCCCCUCCAAUUGCUUCGUUUCAUGGAGAAUUUAGACCCAACACCGCUUAAUUCUUAGCUUUAAUCCGGUUGACUGUCUUUCGGAAGUUAUUUUCGUUCUUUAGCUGAAGGGGCUUCAAUCACAAACAAUGGGUAGUACGUUUAAUCCGCAAAUUUUGGUUGAGAAGCUGACCAAGCUUAAUAACUCACAGCAAAGCAUCGAGACUCUGUCACACUGGUGUAUUUUUCAUAUGAACAAGGCAAAACAAGUUGUAGAAACAUGGGCUAGACAAUUCCAUUGCUCCCCACGUGAUCAACGCCUGGCUUUUCUCUAUCUAGCAAAUGAUAUUUUGCAGAAUAGUAGGCGAAAGGGUUCAGAAUUUGUUACUGAAUUCUGGAAGGUUCUUCCAGAUGCAUUACGCGAUGUCAUUGAUAAUGGGGAUGAAUUUGGAAGAAAUUCGGCUUUACGCCUGGUCAACAUUUUGGAUGAAAGAAAGGUUUUUGGUUCACGAGGGCAGGUUCUCAAGGAAGAGCUUGUAGGAAGGCACCAGGAAACUAAUAAUAGAAACGGGAAGCAUCUAGGGUCAAAAUUGAAACAGCCUGCUGGAAGUGCAUUGGACAAGAUAGUUUCCGGGUAUCAAACUAUAAAUGCUGGACAAGUUAACGAAGAUGCUAUGAUCAACAAAUGCAGGAAUGCCAGUAGCUCUGUUGAAAAAGUGGUCAAGGAAAUUGGCAGAGACAUUAAAUCUGCAAAAGUAAACGGACCAGGUGUCGUGGAUGAGCUAAAGGGGCAACAUGCUACAUUAAGGGAUUGCAUUGAGCAACUUACAGCUGUUGAAUCCUCAAGAGCAAAUCUCAUGUCGUAUCUGAGGGACGCCCUUCAUGAACAGGAAUUGAAGCUUGACCUAAUCCGUAGUCAACUUAAGGCUGCACAUACUCAAUCAGAAAAGGCUGAUAACAUCUGCAAGCAAUUGCUCAAUCCCGAUGGCAUUCAAUCGCAACCCGAUCAACAGUCUGCUCCUGUGAUGUACACCCGACAGGCAUCUCAAUCCGAUGAUACUAAAUCCGCGGCGGCUGCAGUGGCGGCAAAGCUGACAGCAUCCACAUCCUCAGCGGAGAUGCUCACUUAUGUCCUCUCAUCCCUAGCAUCCGAGGGCGUAAUUGGAAAUUCACCUUCAAGUGAUUAUCCGUUACAGAAGAAAACCAAGAUCAAUAACGACCAGCCUCAGCCUUACGUUCCAUCUUCUCAAAAUGCUCAACCACCGCUUCCACCUGACCAGCAACCGCCACCGCCAUCGUCUCCACCGCCUCUGCCGCCAAUGCCACCCAUGCAGCCAUAUCCAGUUACCCAAUUCAUGCAGUCUACAGUGACGGCGACAAUGCAGUAUGGGCAUAGCAUAAACCAACAACCACCGCCACCUAUGUCUCUGCCUGGAUUACCGACUGUAGGGCCACCCGUUAAUGGUGUUUCGUCAUAUUCGCCGCCAGACGGUUACCAGAAUUAUCAAAUAGAAGGUAGUUUCUAUAACCAACAAUCAGCUAUGCCGAUGGCGCCUAUGUCUAGGCAGUAGAACGACUAAAUCUGUAGAAGAAAUCGGGAGUUUUAUGCAUCAUAGAUUUUUGCACAUUAAUUAGAAUAUGGUUAAGUGAUACAUAAGUAACGUAGAUGAGAGUUGAAUUUUUUAUUCAUAGAUGAAUAGAUAUUUGUGUGCUCUUUGUGUAUGGAUUUUUUGUUUGCAUUG